GGGAGCCCGGAAGUCCGCUGAUGGCUGUCGGUCCUUGCUGGGUGGCGGUCCGGGCCUGCCAGCGAGGUAAGACCAGUACCGGCCUUCCUGGACAUGGCCCCUCGGGCGGGCGUCGGGGCUGCGGCCGCCGGCGCAGCCGUUGUUGCGCUGCUCUCGGCCGCGCUCGCGCUCUACGGGCCGCCGCUGGACGCAGUUUUAAAAAGAACAUUUUCGCUGCAUAAAGCACAAGCGAUAAAGGAUAUGGAAAAUACUUUUCAGUUGGUGAGAAAUAUUAUACCUCCUCUAACUACCAAGAAGCACAAAGGGCAAGAUGGAAGAAUAGGCAUCGUUGGAGGCAGCCAAGAGUACACUGGAGCCCCCUAUUUUGCAGCAAUCUCAGCUCUCAAAGUGGGUGCAGAUUUAUCCCACGUGUUCUGUACCCGAGAGGCCGCACCCGUGAUCAAGUCGUACAGCCCGGAGCUGAUUGUUCACCCAGUUCUUGACAGUCCUGAUGCCGUUGGUGAAGUGGAGAAGUGGCUGCCCCGACUGCAUGCCCUGGUCGUGGGGCCUGGCCUAGGGAGAGAUGACGUUCUUCUUGGAAAUGUCAAGGGCAUUUUAGAAGCGUCAAAGGCCAGAGGUAUCCCCAUCGUCAUUGACGCAGACGGGCUGUGGCUGAUCACCCAGCAGCUGACCCUCAUCCAAGGCUACCGGAAGGCCAUUCUUACUCCCAACCACGUGGAGUUCAGCAGACUCUCUGAAGCUGUGCUGAGAGACCCUGUGGACAGCGGUGAUCGCCGUGGAGCUGUGCUGAGGCUCAGCCAGGCCCUGGGGAAUGUGACCGUGGUCCAGAAAGGGGAGCAGGAUGUGAUCUCCGAUGGCGAACAGGUGCUCGAGUGUAGCCAGCUGGGCAGUAACCGCAGGUGUGGUGGGCAAGGAGACCUCCUGUCGGGCUCCCUGGGAGUCCUGCUGCACUGGGCGCUCCACACCGGCCCUGAGAAAACAAAUGGUUUCAGCCCUUUCCUCGUGGCUGCCUUCGGCGCAUGUGCCCUCACAAGACAGUGCAACCACCAAGCCUUCCAGAAGCACGGCCGCUCCACCACCACCACCGACAUGAUCGCAGAAAUUGGAUCUGCAUUCAACAGACUCUUCGAAACCUGAGCCAGUGCAAACAGGAAGUGGGCACCAUGGUGGAAGAGAUUGUAUUCAUAACGGGAAAAGGCACGUCUAGGAUGUAUGAUGGGUCAACGUAGAGAAUUUAAGAAUGCAGCAAUUUUUGGUUAAACUAAUAUGCAGUUUGAGAUGUUACAAUGAGUCUAAACAAAGUAUUCCUGACCUUUUCUUAGCUUCUCAGCAAUAACUGAGAAAAAAAUGGAAAAUCACUUAAGAAUGAGAAAGUCUUUGACCAGGUCAGCUGAAUUUGUGGGCUUAUUCCAAGAUCGCAGACUUCUGGUUUAGUCUCUGAGCUUAUGUCUUCUCAUUCUCUCUACUGACGCACUUCCUGCUCCUUUCAUUUAUGCCAUAUGUUCCCCGUUUUAGAUGGUCCUCUCAGAGGGAGCCAGUCGGUCAUUUCCAAGUGUCUGUGUGAAUGAUGCGUUUUUCUUUUUUCAGUUGAGACCCACCAAAGGAUGGGGUGGGCAUUCAUUCUUUAGCUCAUUUUUGUUUUUUAAAUAGUGAUUAUGUUGAAAAGGUCUGGGCAGAAAUACGAAGCAUUGGUUAUUUUGAUUAAUUGGUUAAAGUAUUCAGAAUAGUCAGUGAUCAUUUUGACCUUGGAAAUCCUUUUGGAGGCACUGUGGGAAAGUCAGAGAAGGAAACUUAAUGGGACACUGAUACCUGAAUGCUCAGGUGGGGGCUCUGGUGUCUUCUACUUCUCCAUGUCUGCACACAAGUGCGUGUGCUGGCUGACGAGGCCCAGCAGAGUGUGCACGAGUGGAAGAACACCCGAGUGUCACCGUGCUGUUCCUGAGAUGGCCCAUUGGUGUGCUCUCGGGUGGAAAGCUUCGGGAUGCUGGGUCUAGUGGGAGCUGCUCCAAGGAGACCCUGGAAGGACUGAGCUUCGGUGUCAUACUUGCUUCCCGCGCAGUCAUACCUGCUUCCCGCGCACAACGGCCGUCCUUGUGGCUUCUCAGGAAGAUUCAGUUUCCAUUAAAGAAGGUGAUUUCUCUGAAAUAGUAGUAAAUGAAGAUUUUUCUUGUCUUGUUAGCCUCUGGUUCAUUUAGUUGUCUGUGUGGAGGGUUGUACGGGUGGUUUUCUUAGUGGCCUGAGUGUUACCUGUUUUCAGUCGUCAUUUCUCUGUGGGGUUUGGUUCCUAACACAUUAUUUGAGUGCACUCUUACUGUUUAAUAAAUGUCUUCUAUAAAGGUAAGACCUGUCCGGUCCCUUUAAAAGUCGGUCUGCUCUUGCUAGUUACUGCUGGGUGAAGCUUGGUGCUUCAGACGCCUCACCCCAAACGGUCCUUCUUUCUUGAAACUGGCCAUGAACUUUUAAGAUUUCUUUAAAAAUAUUUGUAACUUAUUUCACAUCUAACUCUAGAAGCCUCACUACUUAUGUGAACUUUUCCAGAAAAACUGUCAUGGACAUUUUUAUUUUGGAGUAUUACAUCUAAAUCCUUAUAACUAUUAAAAGGCAGACCUGCUUUAUUUCAAUGUAGAGUUUUACAUUUUUUCUUAAACAGCCAGAACCCAUCUUUCAACUUUCCUAAGUUGAAGAUAUUGUCAGGUACAAGGGAGAUAAAAAUAUUUAAGUUUUUUAUGUAUCUAAAGUGUUUUUGAGCAGGGCCUACCAAUAUUGUUAAAAUGAAGUAAUUUGAAGAAUAAUGAAAUGUUGCUAUUCACUAUAUAGAAAAU
This is a messenger RNA of Rhinolophus ferrumequinum (greater horseshoe bat), 2822 nucleotides long. It is a transcript of the gene NAXD, whose product is annotated as NAD(P)HX dehydratase. Gene Ontology annotation, biological process: metabolite repair. Gene Ontology annotation, molecular function: ATP-dependent NAD(P)H-hydrate dehydratase activity. NCBI's taxonomy places the organism in Eukaryota, Metazoa, Chordata, Mammalia, Chiroptera, Rhinolophidae. The coding region runs from base 94 to 1137 and encodes 347 amino acids. The transcript has 10 exons. The record is from RefSeq and is a predicted model, not a curated record.